AAAUAGAUUGGAUCAUUUACUAAAACUUAACUGUUACAGAACAAGACAUGUGACACUUUGACAUGUCAUUAAUGUUAUUUUAUUUACCUUCAGAAGUUGUUAUUGGGUAAUGGGAAAAUGUAACAACAUCUAUUAACAUUUAAUAUAUGUCAAUCAAAAAUUUAAUUAAUUUUCCUUCUAUAAUUAUUAAUAAUCUUGACCCUUGUUCAAUCAUCACCUUAAUGCUACUUGAUGCGUUUUAAUUAUUUACAGUUAUUGGGUCUUUACUUAGAACUCCUACAUAAUAUUAAGACAGGAAUGAAAUCAUUAUAUAAAAGACCAACAACGGCUGACAAUAAUCAGUUUACAACCUUUCACAACCUUUCUGCAAACCACAUCUAUACUUAUUUAAACAUUUAUCCAAGAAUACAAUGAAGAUAAGUCUAUGUUUGAGUUUAAUCCUCUUGACAUUAGUCAUCAAGAUAGUAACAGCCGAUCUGAAACUACCACCUCAACAAUACUGCGGUUCUAGAUUGGCAGACAUAAUGCAAGUUGUAUGUAAAAAUAAGUACAAUGGUCCACCAGUUGGACAAAAAAGAAGUAAAAUGGAUUCAGAUGUAUGGGAUUACAAGGACCUAGAAGACUACAAUGCAAUUGAUUAUCCAUACCAACCUAGGCAAGAAACAAUGUCAUUUAUGCCCACACGUAUACUACGUUCUUCUAAAAGAACAAUCAUUGAUGAGUGCUGUCGCAGACCCUGCUUAAUAUCUGAACUAAAAGGUUAUUGUGCUAAUUAAGACUAAUACCGUUUAGUCAAAAGUGUUUUUAGUUGCUGAAUAAAGUUCUUACUAUUAUUA
Messenger RNA from Myzus persicae (green peach aphid), 836 nucleotides. Its product is annotated as bombyxin A-2 homolog. Gene Ontology annotation, cellular component: extracellular region. Lineage: Eukaryota; Metazoa; Arthropoda; Insecta; Hemiptera; Aphididae. The coding region runs from base 411 to 776 and encodes 121 amino acids. Gene Ontology annotation, molecular function: hormone activity. The transcript is spliced from 3 exons. The record is from RefSeq and is a predicted model, not a curated record.